CCGGAGUAUACUCACUAGCUACACGCCACGACUUGCCACUUCCACGGGCUAUUGAAUACAUCAAUUUCCCUCUCAUAUCGAAAAUCUAUUUAUUGGUCUCUCAGUCAUUCGCACAAUGCCUCGCAAGAAGCAAAAGAGCGGCCCCGCGCCACGCUCCCAUCGCCCUAGCGGUCCAGCCAAGCCUGGUCCUGCUCCAGCAUCGCAGGCUAAGAACAAGGGCUCUAAGCCCGAUCACUCUGCCAGUGGCACUGUUAAAGAGGGCAGCCAGAAGAAGCAGGCGCUGCAGGCGAAUCAGAGGCCGAUUGUGCCAUUCUUGAGGGGGGAUCGUAUCUUGUUGGUUGGAGAGGGUGACUUCUCUUUCGCCCGUUCUCUGGCAAAACAAUACAAAUGCCGCAAACUAUGCGCUACAUGCUACGACUCGAAAGAGACGCUUUUCAGCAAAUACCCACAAGCCGAGCAACACAUCCAAGAGAUCCUAGACUCUUCAAAACCAAAGCCCAAAUCAGCAUCCGAAGAUGCAGAGGAAGCAAAAACCUCUGAAUCCAAUGCUCAGCCCACAUCCACAUCACCCUCAACGCAAAAACCCACGCCAAAGGUGCUCUUCUCCGUCGACGCACGUAAGCUCGGCUCUCCAGCCGGCGGCGGCAAAGAAAUCCGUACGGGCUUCCCUCGCAAAGAACCCAAAAUUCCAGCCUGGAAGCUCCACCAGCAAAGCCAAGCGCAGGCGCAAGGGCAGUCUUCUACUCCCACUGUGUCGUCGCCACCCAGCGGACCGUGGGAUGUGAUUUGUUUCAACUUCCCACAUGUCGGCGGUCUCUCUACGGAUGUCAAUCGACAAGUACGCGCAAACCAAGAACUACUGGUAGCCUUUUUUAAAGCUUGUGUACCCCUACUCUCCACGGCGCCAGCACCUGUGGAUGAAGACGAGGAAUGGGAAGAAGAUUCCGAAGAGGACUCUGAUUCCGAUGAAGAUGGAAACGAAGACGGCGAUGGCGAUGCCCAGACUUCAGGCAAAGCCGUUCGCACCGGUCCCGGUCAAAUUCUCGUUUCGCUGUUCGAGGGUGAACCGUACACCCUCUGGAAUAUCAAGGAUUUGGCCCGUCAUGCGGGACUACAGGUUGUUACGAGCUUCAAGUUUCCCUGGGCUGAGUAUGAGGGGUAUUCGCAUGCGCGUACACUGGGUGAAGUUGAAGGGAAGGAUGGUGGGAGAGGUGGAUGGCGUGGGGAGGAUAGGUUGGCUAGGAUGUAUGUGUUCGAGGUGAAGCCGGAGGAGCCACGUGGGAAGAAGAAGAAGAGAGCUAGAGAAGGGGAUAGUGAUAGUGAGUAGAUUGGUAUUUGCUGAGGAUAUAGAACUAAAAGAAUAUUUGAUUUGAAUUCCAGGUCAUUCCAGAUGACAUUCUGGCCGAGAUAUGGUGGCAUUCCGCUUCGCAGGAUGAAAUUAAUUUGCCCUUCUACUUCGUUACAUGAUAUACACCUUCUUCAUCUCGCUCUCGUCGAAGACUUCGCCCGUCGUCGGGUCCUUGACCUUACCCGACUCGACGGAUCCGACAUUCUUGCUGAUGUCCAGUAGCCGUGCCUUACCGUAGACGCGACCAUUAGGCAGCACGAUUGGAUCACCUUCCACGUAACUCUUUGAGUGGUGCGCAUAUGGCAUCUUGCGCGCCAACUCGUUCAAUUCAGUAGAGCAGAUGGGGCAGACGGAUGUCGUCGUAGACUGGGAGUUGGAGCUGGAGGAAGUGUAGGCCGAAUGACACAGUGGUGUCUUGAGCGCAGAUAGGCCCGCGGACAGGGCUAUGUGUAGUAAUGGCUGUGACGGUAGGGACAAGAGCUCAUGGUGUGUUUGGAUGAAGAGGUCUGAGAGGAACUUCCACCGUUCGUGUGAGAAGAAU
Penicillium brasilianum is the source of this 1889-nucleotide messenger RNA. The record is from the annotation of a GenBank genome assembly. Lineage: Eukaryota; Fungi; Ascomycota; Eurotiomycetes; Eurotiales; Aspergillaceae.